UAACGCACAAGUUUUCCGCCUACUUGCCAAGAACCAGGAAAUAAUCAUGAUAUUUUGAUAGGCGUCUCUCGGUUGAUUUUAGUCUUGACGAAAUAAUUAUUUUUCUUUAACGUUUGUGCUCAAGGAAGUUUGUUGCAGUUAUGGCUUCGUUAUUCAAGAAAAAGACUGUAGAUGAUGUUAUUAAAGAACAAAACAAAGAGCUGCGCGGAACCCAAAGACAGAUAACACGAGACCGAACAGCACUGGAAAAACAGGAAAAACAAUUGGAGAUGGAGAUAAAGAAAAUGGCCAAGACGGGGAACAGAGAUGCCUGUAAGGUUUUAGCCAAGCAGCUUGUACAAGUGAGAAAACAGAAAACUCGUACAUAUGCGGUCAGCUCUAAGGUUACCUCCAUGUCCACACAAACCAAGCUAAUGAACUCCCAGAUGAAAAUGGCUGGAGCUAUGGCCAAAACCACCAAAACAAUGCAAGCUGUCAAUAAGAAGAUGGAUCCACAGAAGACUAUGCAGACCCUGCAGAACUUUCAGAAGGAGACAGCAAAGAUGGACAUGACAGAAGAGAUGAUGAACGACACUCUGGAUGAAAUCUUUGAGGGUUCUGAUGAUGAGGAAGAAUCUCAGGACAUUGUGAACCAGGUGUUAGAUGAAAUUGGAAUUGAGAUCUCAGGAAAGAUGGCUCGUGCCCCUGCAGCUAACCAAAGGAAACCAUCUGCCUCCACAUCCAAAGCAGAUGAGAUAUCAGAUGAGGAUAUUGAGAGACAGCUCAAAGCUCUUGGAGUGGACUAAUACUGAUUCACACAUACAAACACCUGGUUAUUACCUGGAAACAGCAGGGGAAUCACACACACACACACACACACACACACACACGCGCACGCACGCACGCACACACGCAGACAAACAGACAGUCCAAUAUCUUACAUUCAGAGUCAUGUACCUGCCUACUCUGGGAUAAAGUGCCACAGAUGGCAAAUGCAAUUGUUUUGUUUUUUUAUUUAUUUAUGACAAUCGAAGAUGACUCAUAUCAUUUACAUGCACAGAAUAAUCAGAUAACUUUCAAAAAUUUUGUGCGUUUACAUGCAAAUCAAAAAACUGCUAUGCAGACAACUGUGUUUACAUGGGACUUGUAGAUAUGUCAGGUUUCUCGUAGGCAAUGACGUCACGGCCUACAGUGCAUAAUAGUCAUUCAAAAAGCAUAUCUGUCUUAAGCUAUACUGUUGUAUCUUCUAGUGUCUGCAGAACGAGAAAUGUAACAUGAGACUUAUCUGCCAACUGUCCAGAAGAGACUUUCAUGUGUUACUUUGUGCUUACUUCUGUGUGUGAUGUUUAUCUUUCACACGCGGAGACAUGCGUACAUGAACAAAACUGUGAGAAAGCCGGUUAAGGUGUUUGCAUGCCACGCGAAAUCGGGGAAAUGAGCAAAAAACUACCCCUGCCGAUCUUUUUUUGCUUGCGCCGUUUAUGGGCUUUCCCUGAUAAAAGAAAACAGUUUUGAAAAGACUGUGCAUGUUACACACCCAUUGUUGAUUGGGACUUUUUUCAUAAGAACCAUGGUUUUAUCUGAAAAUGUUUGUUUUAUUUCUUUUAGAAAGACAAAAAUAAAAAGGUAUUUUUGGGGA
This is a messenger RNA of Paramisgurnus dabryanus, 1618 nucleotides long. It is a transcript of the gene chmp2bb, whose product is annotated as charged multivesicular body protein 2Bb. The record is from RefSeq and is a predicted model, not a curated record. Lineage: Eukaryota; Metazoa; Chordata; Actinopteri; Cypriniformes; Cobitidae. Gene Ontology annotation, biological process: vacuolar transport.